Molecule: messenger RNA, 941 nt
Organism: Umbelopsis ramanniana AG
Lineage: Eukaryota; Fungi; Mucoromycota; Umbelopsidomycetes; Umbelopsidales; Umbelopsidaceae
Exons: 6
Coding region: 45-872 (275 amino acids)
Biological process (GO): rRNA processing
Cellular component (GO): nucleolus; small-subunit processome
Source: RefSeq, a predicted model, not a curated record
GCCAGUUCUCCAACUUCACCUUCUCUGCCUUUAGAAACCUGAUCAUGUCCACUCUUCGAAAUGCCGUUCAGCGGCGCAACCACAAAGAAAGAGGUCAGCUUGCCUCAAGAGAGAGACUAGGUCUUUUGGAGAAGAAGAAGGACUAUGUUCUUCGUGCCAAAGAUUUCCAUUCUAAGGAAAAGCGUCUCAAGGCACUCCGAGAGAAGGCAGCGCAGAGAAAUCCCGAUGAAUUCUACUUUAAAAUGAUUAAUUCAAACACCAAGGGUGGUAAACACAUUACAGAACGAAAUGCAGCGCUGCCAGUAGAAAUGAUCUCCAUGCUCAAAUCGCAAGACAAAAAUUAUAUCAAGACCCAGCGUGAAAUCAGUAAAAAGAAAAUGCAACGUCUGCAAGAAAGCUUACAUUUCAUCGACGAGCAAGAUAUGGACGACGAAGACAUGUUGGCAGGAUUUUCAGAUGAAGCCGAAGAUGAGGAAGAAGAACAAACCCAAAAAUCAAAAAAGUCCAACCAUGUUGUUUUUGUAGACACGGAAGAAGAAGUUAAAAAAUUCAACCCUGCCAAGCACCUCAACACCUUGCCGGAACUAGUUAAUCGAAAAUUCAACCGGCCGACCGUUGAUUCAUUGAAGAAAAAUGUUAUUGCUAAUGCUUCAGUCGAUUCUGAUGAUGAGAAUGAAAAGGAAAUGAAAAAGGCCCGGAGAAUGAAGUACAAAGAGCUGGCCUCUCGUAUCGUGAGAGAGCAGCAGCUGUCGAAGGCAGAAAGAGAGAUAGAGAUACAGCGUGCCAUUCAGUCUAAAGGAAAGAAAAAGAGAGUUGGCACCGAUGAAAAUGGAUUGCCCGUCUACAAGUGGAAGGCAGACCGCAAGAAAUAAAUGUUAACCCAUGUAUAUAUCUCCCCUUUGCAAAUCAUAAUAGCAUAUUAUCAUUUAAAUUUGUCUCGU